Messenger RNA from Raphanus sativus (radish), 898 nucleotides. RefSeq lists its product as uncharacterized. The transcript is spliced from 3 exons. Lineage: Eukaryota; Viridiplantae; Streptophyta; Magnoliopsida; Brassicales; Brassicaceae. The record is from RefSeq and is a predicted model, not a curated record. Bases 1 to 375 code for a protein of 124 amino acids.
AUGAGUCUUGCAUGGACUGAUGAGCAAACUCGGUUCUACCUCCAACUGAGAGUUGAGGAGAAGCUGAAAGGGAAUGACCGAAACGGAACUGUCAAUGAUACUGGGAGACGGUGUAUCAUUGACAAAUUUUAUGAAGCUUAUGGGGAAAGGCACGUUUGGAAAAAAUUUGGGAUCAAGCACACCACUUGCAAGACUCAGUAUACUAAAUACAAGCGACUGAUUAACAAGAGAACUGGCCUUGGUUUUGAUGGAAAUGGGUUCAUAGACAUGUCGGAUGACUGGUGGAAUGAACUUUGUAAGGUACAAUCAGCUGAUACUGAUAGGCAAUUAGUCAGGACAAACCGAGGUGAAGGUUGGCGACGUGGCGGAUUCUAGACAGAAAACAUCCCAAGUACGAGCUGAAGAAAUGGAUAAAGAUUGUGACAGCAACAAUGGCCCUCCAUAACUUCAUUCGAGAUUCACGUUGGGAAGAUAGUGACUUUACACAUCGGGAAGGAGUGGAAUCAUAUGAACCACAUGGUGAUGAUCACAAUGUUCGAUACAUUCCGCAAGGUGAUAGAGUGAUGGAGAGUGUGCGUCACUGUAUUACUAUGGAGAUGGCAAGAGGAACUAGACUUCCAUACUAGCAUCAUACAGGUUAGAAGAAUCGCAAUUGGCAAGCUAGAGAACUCAGGUAGUGGAGUGUGGGAGUGUGGGAUAAACAUAUUGCUUGGAGUGUGGGAGCUUGUGUUUGGUCUAAAGACAAUGAAAUAUCAUUUCAGUUUUAAAUUUCAGGUUGUGAUCAAAUACUUGUUACUUGGAUUGCAAACCAUCUUUUAAAUUUCAGUUUUAUAAAAUCUGAGUUUCUAUUUUGUGUUUCUACUUUGAAUUGUUUAGACAUUUAUUCAAAUUUAAGUUC